AUGAGAACAAUAAUAUUUAUAAUAUUUAUAAUCAUAUUAUCAAUUGAUUAUUCUAAUCAAACAAAUCCACCAUUAGGAACAUCAAGUGUAACUUUUGUAUUUGAUGUAACUGGAUCAAUGCAUGAUGAUCUUUUACAAGUUAUUCAAGGUGCAACACAUAUCUAUAACGCAACACUUCAACGAGAAUAUGCUAUUUAUGAUUAUAUACUUAUACCAUUUGCUGAUCCAGAUGUUGGACCAAUAUUAAAAACUCGUGAUUCAAAUCGAUUUCAACGAGGUUUACAAGAUUUAAUUGUACAAGGUGGUGGUGAUUGUCCAGAAAUGACAAUAACGGCUAUUAAAUUAGCUCUUGAACAAUCAUUACCAAAUUCAUUUAUUUAUGUAUUUACUGAUGCUCGUUCAAAAGAUUAUUCUUCAGGUGAUACUGUUUUAAAAUUAAUUCAAGAAAAGCAAAGUCAAGUUGUGUUCGUCAUGACAGGUGAUUGUGGUGAUCAAGAGCAUAUAGGCUAUCAAAUAUUUCAUAAAAUUGCUGCUACUAGUAGUGGACAAGUAUUUACUUUACAUAAACAACAAGUUAGCGAGAUUCUUAAUUUUGUUCAACAUUCAAUUCAAACACGAAAAGUUAAUUUAUUAGUUAUUGAUAAAAUCAAACGAAAUAAACAAACUUAUACAUUAGCAGUUGAUUCUAAACUUCUUGAAUUUACUAUAUCAGUUAGUGGUGCUAAUCCACAAGUAACAUUAAUUGAUCCAUCAAAAAAAACAUUAAAUCAACGUGCAUGGUUUACACGUCUUUUACGUCUUAAAGAAGUUUAUAUAUUAAAUGUAAAACAUCCAAUGAUUGGUGAAUGGAAAAUUCAAGUCAUAUCCUCAUCAGCACAUUCGAUUCGUAUAACAGGUUUAAGUAGAUUAACGUUUCGAUAUGGUUUUUCAUCAAAUCUCAUUACUGAUUUGACACGAACACGUCGGCAACCUAUUCAAGGUACUUUAACUUAUUUAACAAUUGAAAUAAAUAGUCAAGAUAAUGUUCGUAAUGCUGAACAAAUUGAAUUAAUUGAUUUAUUUGGUAAUGUACUUAUCAGCGAAAAACUUCAAUCAAAUGUUGUUGAUUCAACACUAUAUUCAACUCUUAAAAAAUUUGAACCACCUGUUAAAACUUUUUUCUUUUACAUUCGAUUAUCUGGCACAGAUAGUAAUGGUCAUCCUUUUCAACGUUUAAGUUCAACAGCACUUACAUCUGAUAUACCAUUAAAACCAGUUGUUACUGUUGAUUCAAAUUCUAUUGAAAUAAAAUCAAAUAUUUCAAAUAAAAUUCAAUGUCAUAUACAAAGUCAACUUCCAUAUCAAGUUCAAUGGUUGAAAAAUGGACAAUUGAUUUCUAUUUCGAAUUAUUCAGCUGAUAUAACUACAACAGUAGAAUAUUUCAUUGAUCAACCAACGGAAAUAAAUGAUGAAGGAUUAUAUAUAUGUAAUGUCACAAGUACUAGUGGAUAUGAUAUUGGUGAAAUAAAUGUAGAUAUACUUGCUUCACCACCACUUGUGCAAACGGUACCAUCGAAAUCAUUAUUUGCAUUAAUUGGUAGUACUGUUUCAAUUGAUUGUCUUGUACAAAGUACAAAAGAUUAUAAAUUAAAUUGGAAGCGAGAAUUAUCAUCAUCACUAUUGAUUGAACCAUCAGAAACGCGUACAAGAAUUUUUGAAAAUGGCACUUUGGCAUUAAUAAAUAUCCAAAAGCCAGAUGAUGGUUCAAUAUUUGUAUGUAUUGCACAUAAUGAAGGUGGUGAAACACAAGAACGGAUUACUUUACAUGUACAAGAAAUUCCAUAUGUUUAUGUGUAUCCACAAACUGUCAUGUAUUCAAAUGAAUGGAAUGUAACAUUAACAUGUGUUGGUACAGCUGGUAUUCCACGUCCAUUAUUAAUAUGGCGACGACAAAAUAAUAUAAAUCCUAUGGAGCAAUCCUCUAAAAUACGAGUUCAUAAUGGAAUUUUGACGAUUAUAAUGGCAACGAAAGAUGAUGAAGGCUUUUAUGAAUGUAUUGGAAGUAAUACAGCAGGUGAAGAUAUUAAAGCAGCUCAACUUAUCUAUGCUGGUAUGGAUAUUUUUUUACAUCAUCAUGUUUGUAUUUUAUAUCAUAAUAAUGUAUUUCCAGAACCUCCUACAGUAACAACAGAGAGUUCUCAUAUACUUGUUUCACCUGGUCAUGAUGUUGAUUUGAAAUGUAGUGUAAUAGGUGAGGCGUACCCUGACAUACGUUGGUUUAAAGAAAAUGAACUUGUAACUCGUCAUCGAACAAGUCCAAAUGGACAAUUACACAUCAGACAAGCAUCUGAAGAAGAAGAUAGUGGUAAUUAUACAUGUUUUGUGCAAAAUACCGUUGGAUCAGCAUCUGCAUCAAUUCGUCUUGAUGUUGGGAUUAAACCAACAAUAAAUUUGCCUGUCAAAGAAAUUCAAAUUGAAAUCGAUGAAAAAGUCCAACUUGUUUGCGAAGUGCAUGGUUCACCAAAACCUCACAUAGUUUGGUAUUAUAAUAAUACAGAACGUCCAUAUCAAAGUGAUGAUAAAUCGACAAUGAUUAUUACAAAUGUUCAACAACAUCAUGCUGGUAUUUAUACAUGUUUUGCUUCUAAUUUAUUCGGAAAUACAAGUGAUAAUAUCAAUUUAAUUGUUACAAUGAUUCCACGAUUCACUUUUGAAUCUGAUGGAUAUUUACAUGGUAUUGUUUCAAAACCAUUGAUGUUGCCUUGUAAUCAUAUUGGUUUACCAAAACCAACUGUUAAUUGGUUUAAAGAUGAUAAUAUACUUGUUUUGGAAUCUGAUCGAAUGACAGUUGAUUCAACAGGUUCAUUAGCUAUUCAUUCAUUGAAAACAAUCGAUCGUGGUUCAUAUACUUGUGAUAUUUAUAAUGAAAUCGGUCAAGCAAAACAAUUAUUUCAAGUUGAUGUUUAUGAACCGCCCAGUUUGACAAAUAAUUCUGUAGAAAUUGAACUUAAUGUAAAUAUUUACAACUCAAUUCUUCUUCCUUGUCCAGUUACUGGUCAUCCUCCACCGACUUUCGCUUGGUUUCGUCAAAAUAAUGCAAUUAAUCAAAAUCAAAAUAUAAAUACUUAUUUACAUUCAAAUGGUUCUUUAGAAAUUCGAAAAAUUGACGUAACAGAUAGUGAUCGUUAUCAUUGUAUAGCAACGAAUCCAGCAGGAACAAUAACUCGAUAUGUACAACUUAAUGUUAACGUUCCACCUUGGAUUAUUGAUACUGAAAAAGAAAUGAUUAUACAAACUGAAAUUGGUAAGACAAUAAAAUUAAUUUGUCCUAUUAUUGGUACACCAAAUCCAACAAUUAAAUGGUAUAAAAAUGAUAAUCCACUUGAAUUAUUUGAUUCAAAUGAUCAGUAUAUAUUAGCAAAUAUAAAACAAACCGAUGAAGGUAUUUAUCGAUGUACAGCAACAAAUAGAGCCGGUACAACACAUCGAAUAUUUACUAUGUCUGUUCAUAUACCACCAUAUUUUGAAUAUAAAUCAGAAAAUAUAAGUCGUCUUCAACAAAAAUCAAUUAUAUUAAAUCAUACACUGAUAUUAUUAUGUCCAGCUAUUGGUUUACCGGAACCAAAAUUACUUUGGUUUUAUAAUGGAAACGAAAUUCAACCAAAGAAGAAACAUCAUUUUAUUAAACAAAAUGGAAAAAAAUUUAUCAUUAAUAAAAUUAAAUCUGAAGAUGAAGGUCGAUAUGUUUGUCAAGCAACAAAUAUAGUUGGAUCAAUUGAUAUUAUAUAUGAUAUUGAUGUUAUGAUUCCUCCAAAGUUUAGUGAAGAAAAUAAUGGAAUAUUUGCAACAGAACAAACAUAUAAAAAUGGAGAACAUUUACGUUUACCAUGUUCUGUAGAAGGAAAACCAAUGCCUAUACGACGAUGGUUUUUUAAUGGAAAAAAUAUUAUUGAAUUACCACGUAUUAGAUUUGUUUAUGAUGGUCUUUAUAUUGAAAUUGAACAUUUAACAUUAAAUGAUGCCGGUCGUUAUAUAUGUUUGGCAGAAAAUUCAGCUGGUCAUGCUGAAAAAUAUUUUGAUAUUGAUGUAUCAAUUCCUCCUGUAUUUAAUGAUUCGUUAACACAAGUUAAAAUACAAGCAUUAAUUAAUUCAACAGUUAUAUUACCUUGUUCAGCUUAUGGUGUUCCUAAGCCAUCAAUUCAUUGGUCUUACAAUACAAAUUUAUUAUCAGAAAAUAAAGAAGAAGAACUAAUUAUUGAACAUGUUCAAAUUAAUGAUACAGGUAUAUAUGAAUGUAUAGUAAGGAAUAAAGCAGGAGAAAUUCGAAAAAAAAUAAUAUUGGAAACAUAUGCACCACCAUCAAUUAAUUUAAACAAUGAAACAAUUCGUAUAAUUAUUCGUCGUAAUGAAACUUUAACACUGAAAUGUCCAGCAUAUGGAUAUCCAAUACCAGUCACGCGUUGGUAUAAAAAUGAAAUAGAAUUAUAUGGAUUUGAUAAAGAGUUAUUCAUAAAAGCAGUUGAUAGACAAGAUGCUGGACUAUAUUCAUGUAUAGUUUCGAAUAAUGUUGGAACAGAUCGACGAUAUUUUAAUAUUAUUGUGUCUGGACCACCGGAAAUAUUGCGUAGUCAUAUAAAUAUUCGUCCGAGUGUGGUUCGUGGUUCUUCAAUAACACUUUCAUGUCCUUAUAGUAGUGAACGAUCUUCAUUAAUAGUAAUAACUAAUACAACAUGGAUUCCUCCUUCUUUCAAAACUGAACAUGAAUUAACUCGUCGUUCAUUAAAAUUAAAUGAAAAUCAAUUAUUAAUACCAAAUGUACAAUUAGAAGAUGGUCAAACAUGGAAAUGUAUCGUUGCUAAUGAAUAUGGGUUUGAUUCCCUUGAAUUACAACUUGAAAUUCUUGUACCACCAGAAAUAUUGAAUGAUGAUGCAGAAGAAUUAUUACAAGUUGAAAAUAAUAAUACAGUUCAAUUAAUGUGUCAAACAUUUGCACAUCCACCGGCUCAUAUUCUAUGGCGUAAAAAUGGACAUCCAAUUGAUAUAAAUAAUUAUGUCAUAAUAAAAGGUAAUCAUUCUGAAAUCUUGCAAAUUUUUAUAAAUAAUGAACAUGAUGGUGGAACAUUUACAUGUGUCGCAUCGAAUUCAAUCGGAAAAAGUGAAAAACAUUUUUUUGUUGAUAUAUUUUUACCUCCAACGUUUGAUUAUGUAUCUACAAAUCGUCAUAAAAUUCAAAUAAAUCGUACUUAUACAUUACCAUGUUUAGUUAAAGGUAUACCAAAACCAAUAAUACAAUGGUUAAAAAAUGGAAAGAAAUUUUCUAUCGAUAAUAAACGUAUUCAAUUAUUUCGCGAUGAUCAAUAUCUUGAAAUUCGUAAUGUAAAUGAAAAAGAUGCAGGAAUUUAUACAUGUGUAGCUGAAAAUUUAGCAGGAAAAGCUAAACAAAAUCUUGAAUUACAAGUUUUAGUUCCACCACGAAUUGAAAAUGAUAUUACAAAUAUUGAAGCUAUUUAUAAUUCAACUGUAAAUUUAACAUGUUCAGCAUAUGGAAAUCCAAAACCGACAAUUGUAUGGUUUAAAGAAGGUCGUCAUUUACAAUAUGGUAAUAAUUAUUUGUCAGUUACACUUGCAUCGAUACAGAAUGACAUACGAAUAUUCUAUACAUGUAUUGCUUCAAAUGAAGCGGGAAGUGCAGAGCAACAUUAUCGUAUUAAUCUUCUAGUUCCUCCAUCAAUUGAUUCAAUAUCAAUAAGUCCAAUUUCAACACCAAUAGCUGGUAACCAUUUUACUUUAGAAUGUAUUGUCAAUGGUACGCCUGAACCAAUUAUUUCCUGGCAUUUUAAAAAUCGUCGAUUAUCAUCGGGACAUAAUCGAUAUUAUCAAAUAGCUCGUGCAUCAUUAAAUGAUACUGGUCUAUAUACAUGUAUAGCUGAAAAUAAAAUUGGUAUUGCAAAACAAGAUAUUCAUAUCGAUGUUCUAUUACCACCAUCGAUUGUUAAUAAUGGUCAAUUGACAAAUGAGAUAACUAUAUUAAAAGGUGAAUCUCUUGUAUUAACUUGUUUACUUCAUGCUAUUCCUCUACCAACUAUUAUUUGGACAAAAAAUGAACAAAUACUAUUUGAUUCAGAAAGAAUUUCAAUGAGUGAUAAUAAUUUUCAAUUACAUAUUGAAAAUAUUUCAUUAAGUGACCGUGGUCGUUAUCAAUGUCAAGCAGAAAAUUUAGCUGGUCGUUCACAACAAAUAUUCGAUAUACAAGUUCAUAUACCACCAGAAAUUCAUCAAACAAAUAUUAAUCUAAAUCCAUAUGUUAUACUUGGAAAACACAUUAUAUUAUUAUGUCAUGGUUUUGGAGUGCCAGAAGUAAAUUAUAGAUGGUUCAAAGAUGACAAGAAUCUAUUAGAAUCUCAUUCAUAUGCAAGAUUAUUAGAAAAUGGAGCUAGAUUACAAAUUGACGCAGCACAUUCAUCAGAUGCAGGUUUUUAUACAUGUCAAAUAUCAAAUGUUGCUGGUCAAGUUAACCUAACAUAUCUAUUAGAUGUUUUUAUGCCACCAACAAUUGAUCGAUCGAAUUUAGUUGAAAUUUAUCAAGUUAAAUUUAAUCAAACAGCUCGUCUUGAAUGUCCGAUGUAUGGAAAACCUGAACCUCAUAUAAUGUGGUUCAUAAAUGGACGAGAUUUAAAUAGAAAUAAUGAUCGAUAUGAAUUAAUUGAUGAAAAUCGUGUAUUAAUUAUAAAUUCAGUUAAUUUAAAUGAUAAUGCACGUUAUACAUGCAUUGGAACAAAUAUAGCUGGUGAACUUUCAAAUCAUAUUGAUUUACAAAUAUUUGUUCCGCCAACUAUACAACGUGAUCCAAAUGAAGAUAAUGUGAAUGUCAUCCAACAUUAUCAUAUUACUUUAACUUGUACAGCAAAUGGUGAUCCAUUGCCGUCUGUAUCCUGGGAAAAAGAUGGUCUUCCGGUUGAUAUAACAAAUUCACGCUAUAGAAUUGGACCAUCCGGUUUUCAAUUACUUAUUAUUCAAGCUGAUCCAUCUCAAGCAGGAAUUUAUACAUGUCUAGCUUAUAGUAAAGCUGGUGAAGCAAAAGAACAGUUUCGUUUAACAGUAUUAGUUCCUCCACGAAUUCAACGAGAAAAUACAUCAUUUCUUGUCAUAUCUCCAAAGCCUGUUGAACUGCCCUGUCAUGUAAUACAAGGCUAUCCAAUACCUAUUGUCAAAUGGUUUCAUAAUGAUGUCGAAUUAAAAGUAUCUGAAGGAAAUAUUGAUUUAAAAUAUAUAAUAUCAUCAUCAAACAGCUUACUACUCCUGCAUACAUCAAAACAUGAUAGUGUUCCACCAAUAGUCACAGUAGCAAGUAAUGAAAUCAUUGGCAUUAUUAACAAACCUAUUACACUUAAUUGUCAUGCUGAUGGAUAUCCAUUACCAAUCAUUUACUGGACGAAAGCAGGUCAUUCAAUUGAUACUCAACCAGGCUUUCACAUUUUAAACAAUGGUUCAUUGAGAAUUCAUCAUUUACAAGUUCAAGAUACAGGUUAUUAUAUAUGUUGGGCAGAAAAUCUUGUUCAACGUACUCAUGCACAAAUUCGAUUAGAAGUUCAAGUUCCACCAUCGAUUAAUCAAAUUGAAAGAUAUUAUACUGGUAUUGUUGGUCAAUCAGUGAAAUUGUCAUGUCAAGCUAAUGGAAUUCCUAUACCAACUAUAACUUGGCGUGGCAUAUAUAAUAUAUCAGGAACAGCCAUUAUUGAUUCAUUUGGGAAUUUAAACAUAAAUAAACUUGAAAAACAUCAUGCUGGAGAAAUUAUGUGUUAUGCAAAAAAUACAAUUGGUCAAACAUCAAAACAAUUUACUUUGAUUGUUCUUGAUUCUCAAACAACAACAACAACGAUAGCAACAAUUGUAUAUGAAAAUAUUCCAAGGCAAAUACCUUUUCUAAUAAUAUCACCAAAUAAUUUAAUUGUUGAUUAUGGUGAUGAAUUAGAAUUAAGCUGUCAAACAAAUGCACUUAAUCCAUUUGACAUUCAAUGGUUGCAUAAUGGUCAUAUUGUAAAUAAUAAUAGAUAUUUCACAUAUCUUCAUGAUCGAAAUAUUCUUCGAAUAAAUAAAGCUAUUGAUAAACACACAGGAAUUUAUCAAUGUUUUUCAAAUCAUUCAUUCAAUCAACAAUUUAUCAUGUCCAUGCCUGUAACAGUUACUGUUCGUCCUCAUCCGAACAGUCAAGAUCGUGCGGUAAUAUCUGGCCAUCGAUUAACACUUUCAUGUGAAAUUCAAAUAGGUGAAAAUGAAAAUUUUCUUGGUACAAUCGAAUGGUUUCAUAAUGGAUCACCAUUAAAAUUAAAUUCAUUCAAACGAAAUAAAAUUGAUUAUCGUAAUGGCACAUUAAUUAUAGAUCAAACAUCAGGUUCGGAUUCCGGUGUUUAUAAAUGUGUAUUUCGAAAUGAUAAUGGUACUCGUUCAGAAUCCUAUCAUUCAGUUAAUAUUCUAACUCAACCUACGUUUACAAUUAAAUUGCCUCGAUCGACACAACGACCUGUCAAUGGUUCAAUGCUUAUGCUCAAUUGUCUUGCCGACGCAUGGCCUGAACCAACAUUAAAAUGGACAAAAAAUGGAACUAGUCUAACAGGACUUGAUGAUGUUCGAAUACAAAUAUUACCUAAUAAUUCAUUGAAAAUUUAUCCCGUUCAAAUAUCUGAUACUGGACGUUAUGCAUGUUCAGCUGAGAAUGCACUUGGUGUUGCAACAACUACAUGUGAUGUUAUUGUUUAUGAAGUUCCAUUAACAACAUCUAUUCGUCAUCUUCAGGGUAAACUAAAAAAAAUCAAUAUCGAUAAUAUUGAACUUCAUUCAAAUACAAUUUUAAAAAAAACAACAUUGAAUAAAGUACAAUCGAAUCUUGCAUCAUUAUUUCGAACACUAUUUAUUUUUCUGUUUCCACCUUCUCUCAUUUCUUUAACAACAACGAACAAUCAUGAAAAUAUCUCAUCAUCAUUUUGUUCAAUCGAUGAUAAGUUUCAACGUAAUAUGAUUAUCUCAUUUAUCGAUGGUUCACACAUAAAUAUAGUUGAAAGAGUUUCGGAUAAACGAAUUGAAUUUAAUGGUUCAUAUCCAGAUGAUUAUCAGUUUAAAAAUAAUACAUUUUUUACAGAAACAAUGAUUCAAACUGAUUUGGGUAUGUUACAUUAUGGUAGAGUUUAUCGAUAA
Molecule: messenger RNA, 9171 nt
Organism: Rotaria sp. Silwood1
Lineage: Eukaryota; Metazoa; Rotifera; Eurotatoria; Philodinida; Philodinidae
Source: the annotation of a GenBank genome assembly